Molecule: messenger RNA, 1345 nt
Organism: Lingula anatina
Lineage: Eukaryota; Metazoa; Brachiopoda; Lingulata; Lingulida; Lingulidae
Source: RefSeq, a predicted model, not a curated record
AUUGGGUAUUGUUGCAUGUUUGUCACGCCUAAGUAAUGGUCAGUGAAGAAUGUCACUCUGCCACAAUGUACAGUACAUGUAUACAACUUGACUUAUUUAGUGAUGGAUAAAGAUUUUUAACUGAUGAUCACUAUAUUUCAGAUCAAGUCCAAAGUGGUUUACCCAGAAAUCCUCAACCAAACAUUUCCCAACUUAACAAUAGAUGGCAGCAGCGCGUUGGUUUUCAACCCUGCGUCAGUAAUUCUAGGAGGAAUCCCAAGAUUUCAGUCCAUUACUGCGAUGGCAACUGUUGAGAUCGAGGCCAAGUGUAAAAGUCAAGCUGCCAUACGGCGCCUUCUUCCCAACGCCACCUACGGCACCAGUACCACAUGCAAGGGUAUUAACCAGGAUGCCUUCCGGGUAGCUUUAACUUUCUCGUCCAAUAUUGCCAAGAUAAGAUACGGUCUUCGCGGAAGAGACAUCGCAUUCAGCGACGACGUGCUGUCACAGUCUGUGGAAGAGUGGAACUUUUCCUCCAUCGGUCUUGGUUAUCUUCCAGGGAAUGCAACACCAGGCUUUAUUGUGACGUCACCGGCUUACGUCACACCUGUACAACCGAAACCGGGACACCUUUCUGGCGUUCAUUUCUGUAAGCUGCUGUCUCCACUGAGGGCGCUUGAAUGGAUAUAUGUGGACAGUUUGAAACCUUAUCGGACCUAAUUUAAAGUUACGUACGUAUCCUGUUGACCAAAAGCAGGCUUAAUAACGACUAUGUUCAAUUGUGGUCGUUUUCUGAUAACGUAAAAUAAAUGUUUUGUGGGAUGCAAUGCUAUUUCUGGUUCCUUGAUGUUCUUUGCUACCUGGUAUAAGUCAAGCAUAAUAUCAUAUACAAUUUCCUCUGCUAGACAGCAUGCAUCAUAUCACGUGAGCCUCACGAGCUUGUGGCUGGUUAUACGCGGGCUCGAUAUAUCUAAGAAACCGCAAAAUCUUGUUAAUUUACCGCAUGACUAUUCCAUCUUUUGUCAUCCGGUAUGCAACAAAUGUUUGUCUGUUUUUAGCGUUCCAUGAAAAAUGAACAUAGAUUACAAUCAUAUCGCAGUAAAUGUGGUGUAAUUGUUAGUAAAGUGAAACCAUGGUUUACGGAGACACGUCCAUUUCUACCUAACCUACAUAGCGAAAUGAACCAGAUAAGAUAAGAAAGGCAAAUAUAUAUGUUUAGGCAGCUGUAAUUGUAACAUAGGUAUAGUUUUACAUGCUGCACAUAGUCAUGCUCUUAUCAUAUUGUAUUACACAAUGUUUUAAUCACCCUUUUCAUGAAAGGAAUGACUAAAUUUGUAUAAAUUGUAAGGAGUCCAUAGAUAUAUGC